Molecule: messenger RNA, 4188 nt
Organism: Columba livia (rock pigeon)
Lineage: Eukaryota; Metazoa; Chordata; Aves; Columbiformes; Columbidae
Gene: PCDH12
Product: protocadherin 12
Exons: 4
Coding region: 217-3717 (1166 amino acids)
Biological process (GO): homophilic cell-cell adhesion
Cellular component (GO): plasma membrane
Molecular function (GO): calcium ion binding
Source: RefSeq, a predicted model, not a curated record
UGGUCCACCUCCCGGACAGACGGACGGAGGGACGGAUGCUGUUCCCCGGCCGAAGCUGCGGCGGUGGCCGUCCCCUCUGCUCUGGGCUGAGCGUUCCAGCCCAGGCACAGCUGCUCCUGGCCAUGGCAUGGCAAGGGACAACCACGGGACUCGCUCACCGUUUCUCCUCCUUUCCAAGCGGUGGCUGGUGCUUCUGGGACUUGGAGGUGGCAGAGGAUGCUGAGGCCUCACAGUCGCCAUAAGGACGAUUUGGGCAGCCAUCGGCAGCACGCCGGGGUGGUGGGAGCCACAGGCAGCAUGCUGCUGCUGAGCCGCUCUGCGCUGCACCUCCCAGCCCUGUGCUGGUGCCUGUUCCUCUGCACUGAUGCCCAGGAGGUGGCCACGGUCACAGUGCGGUACCGGGUGUUCGAGGAGGUGCCACUGGGAACCGUGAUCGGGACACUGGCCGAGCAUUUUGAGGGGGGAGAGAGCGGCGAGGCAGCGGACACCUUCCAGCUGAUGGAGACCCCCGGGAGGUUCCCGCUGCACGUGGGGAGUGGGGAUGGGGUGCUCAGCACAGCCGGGCGGGUGGACAGGGAGCAGCUGUGCCGGCACAGUGAUCCCUGCUGGGUCUCGUUCGACGUGCUGGCCGCCCGAAACCUGGCGCUCAUCCACGUGGAGAUUCAAGUGCUGGACGUCAAUGACAACGCGCCGCGGUUCCCCACGCCUGAGCUGGAGCUGGAGAUGUCGGAGAGUGCGUCCCUGCGGACGCGGAUCCCGCUGGACCGAGCCCUGGACGCCGAUGCCGGCACCAACGCCCGCUGCUCCUACGCCCUGUCCCGCAGCGAGCACUUUGCUCUGGAUGUCGUCUCCAGCUCCGACGGCACGAGGCACGCGGAGCUCGUCGUGGUUAAAGAAGUGGACCGGGAGCUGCACUCCUCCUUCGACCUUGUACUGACGGCCACUGAUCAUGGGGAGCCACCGAAAUCAGGUACCGCUUUAAUUAAAGUCAUUGUCCUUGACUCCAAUGAUAAUAGCCCCGUCUUUGCAGAGAACUCUUUGACAGUAGACGUUCCGGAGGAUGCUCUGCCCGGGACCCUCCUCGUGACGGUCACAGCCACCGACCCCGACCAGGGCCCCAAUGGGGAGAUUGAGUACAGCCUGAGCAGACACGCACCCCCGGAGGUGCUGAGCGCUUUUGGCAUCGAUGCCCGCACAGGCAGCGUCAUCCUGAAGCACCCACUGGACUAUGAGGAGACCCACGCCUAUGAGCUGGAUGUGCAAGCCCGGGACCUGGGUGCCAACCCCAUCCCAGCGCACUGCAAGAUCCUGGUCAAAGUCCUGGACGUCAACGACAAUGCUCCCAAUGUCCACGUCACCUGGGCCACGCGGGCACCCGUGCUCUCCGAAGCGCUCCCCAAAGACAGCUUUGUGGCUCUGGUGACGGCCAGCGACCCUGACUCGGGAAGCAACGGGCAAGUGCAUUGCUCCCUCAGUCAGGGGUAUGAGCACUUCAGGCUGAAGAGGACCAACAGCCACAGCUACGUGCUGAUGACCAACGAUGUGCUGGACAGGGAGCUGCGCGCCGAGUACAACCUGACGCUGGAGGCGCGGGACCACGGUGACCUCUCCUUGGCAGUGCUGAAGCACCUCACCAUCUGCAUCAGCGACGUCAACGACAAUGCUCCCUCCUUCGAGAAGGCCACCUACGAGGCCGCCGUUGCCGAGAACAGCAAAGCACCUGCCUUCUUGCUCACCGUCCGUGCCACUGACCCUGACCUGGGUUUCAAUGGAAAAAUCACCUACAGCAUCCUGGAUUCCUCCACUUCCGGUCUGGUCUCUAUCGACCCCACCACUGGGGAUGUUUUUGCCCUCCAAGCUUUUGAUUACGAGCAGGUGAGAAGCCUGGAGUUCCUGGUGACUGCGGAGGAUGGUGGUCACCCCAAGCUGGCGUCCAGUGUCUCCAUCAGGCUGGAUGUGCUCGACCGGAACGACAACGCGCCCGUCAUCACCGCACCGGUGCUGGUGGGAGGUGCGGCCACGCUCUCUGUCCUGGUCAAUGCGGAGACGGGGUGCUUCUGGGUGGCUCCCAGGAACAGGAGCACUCAAGGGACUGCAGCGGUGACGAAUGCAACACUCUCAUCGUGCACCGGAGCCCCGCUCCUCUUCACCAUCACAGCCAGGGACGUGGACUCUGGCAUCAAUGGGGCUCUCCGGUAUGAUCUGGUGGGUGGGGAUGAUGCUGGGCUCUUCAUCCUGGACCCUCUUUUGGGGCAGCUCUUCCUCAAUGCCAGCAACGCCAGCAGCCUCGCCGGCAGCGAGCGGGAGCUGGUGGUCCGGGUGAGUGACGGCGGGGACAUCCCCCUGCAUGCCAUGGCCCGGGUCCGCUUGGUUUUCCGGCACCAUGGGGCGUUCUCCAAAAUCUCAGCCUGGGGACCUGCGUGGCCGAGCCCCUCGGUGGUGGCCGUGAUCUGCCUGGCCACUGUCCUGGGUGGCUGCCUCCUCCUGGUGGCUUUGACCCUGUCCUUACGCAAAAAGGAGAAGAAGGACGGCAUGGCCUACAACUGCCGGGAGGCCGAGGACGCCCGCAGGCAGCCGCAGCUCAAGAAGCCGCACAGGCAGAUCCAGAAGGCCGACAUCCACCUGGUCCCGCUGCUGCGGGGCCGCCCCCGGGAGGCUGAGCCCCCCCGGCCCUGCCAGGGCGAUCUGCCCGGCACAGCCGCCCCCGCACCAGGGGCCUCCCCGCAGGCUCCCCUCCACCUCACCCCCACUCUCUACAGGACCCUGAGAAACCAGAGGACCCAGAAAGACUCAGAUGAGCUCCAGGGGACCUUCAGCCUGCCCAUCCCGCAGCGCCGGCCCUGCCAGCCCCACAGACCCAAAAAUCUGGGCAAAGAGGCUGCAAGCCCCCUGGACGCGCCUCCGCACUGCAGGAGCUUGGUGAAGCCACCGCAGGGGCCUGUGGGACAGUCCCCACUGCCACCCAGCCCACCCAGGGGCACGGGGGGAUCCGAGCAGCCCCAGCCCCACCAGCACAUCCUCAGGAGCCUGGUCCGGCUGUCGCUGGUGGCACUGGCGGAGCAGAGCCCCACCGGGGAGUUCGCCAUGGAGUCGCCCCCGGUGCAGCAAAUCUCCCAGCUGCUCUCCCUGCUGCACCAGGGCCAGUUCCAGCCCAAAACCAACCACCGGGGAAACAAGUACACGGCCAAGAACAGCAGCAGGGCCGCGGGGCUGGACGCCGACUGCCUGAGCACGAAGGACAGCGGGCACGGCGAGAGCGAGGCGGAGGACCGCGACUCGGAGAGCGCGUUCGAGCUGUCCGUGCAGCAGCUGGUGGGAGAGGAGCUGGAGACCCUCCUGGAGCCGCAGGCAGAGCUGGCCCUCAAGAGGCUGACGGCCGCGGACCCGGCCUGGGUGGCUCGGCUCUCCCUGCCGCUCGCUGGCAGCUACAAGGACAACGUCUUCUGCCCCGACUCGCCACACUCGCCGCAGGACGAGGACGCCACAAGGGAGGAGAAACCGCGCACCUUCGAGACCUUCGGCAAAGGCGCCGGGGCUGACUCGAACGCCGCCGGGACGAGGUUGGCCAGCACCUUCCUUUCAGAAAUGAGCACCCUCUUUGAAAUGAUUUUGUCCCAGAAGGUCCAAGUCCACAACGAAACGAGCUCGGGGCUCCUGCGGCAGCUGUCGGCACGUGGGAAGAGCCUCGGGCUGGACGACAGCGCUCCUGUUCUGUAGGCAGCUUGGCGGCUGUGAGAAGGAGAGAAGAGUCAAGACAGAGCGUCUUCCAGCGUUUGGGGUGCACACGUGUUCUUUAGUGGGGUCACUGUAUCACCCAAAUCUCAACUGAUCGUGACAGGUGUAUUUCCUCCUUUGCCUCACCCCAUCAAAUUUCUCCACAACUGAUUUCACCUUGUUUAGCUCCCUUUUCCCUGCCGGGUCCUGCUGUCCCAGCUUUCCUCCUCUUCCACCCUCACCUUCCACUUCACCAUCAUGUCACAUAACAGCAGGAGGGUCCUUUACACCCAGGGCAGGACAGCUUGGGGGGGUUGUUAGAUUAACCACAGCACAGCUACAGCCACGUGAUUAUAGACUGUGCAACACGAGCGAUAAAACACUGCAGUCAUGGACUUUGCAAGAUGCUGCAGAGUUUGGCUCCAGGAUCUCAGUUCUUAUUUAAAUAAAACUGUUUUUUUUCUAACACUACAA